UACAAUGUCUCGUCAAGUACACGUGAGUUUGCCUUGUUUGGAAUCGCGAAGAAAUUGUCAUCCGUGAAAGAAGUCAGACGAGAAGUAUCGUAUCCUUUGAGAUCGUGCUUCUUAUUCGCGAACAAGAUGUAUAUCGUCUGCACUAUAUGUCGUGAUAAUUUCAUACAAUCUGACGAUAUCUCUGUUACCCCUUGUGGACAUGUAUUUCAUCUUAAUUGCUUGUCACGUUGGCUUAUGAGGUCAAACAGUUGUCCAGAAUGCCGUGAGGAAACCUCACAAGAGAAGAUCCAAAGACUUUACGUUACAUUUGUGAAUAAUGAAACCAGUAGCGCUGACAGUUUAUCCACGCAAGAAAGAAUAGACAGUUUGAAAUUUCAAGUUAUGCUCAAUGAAAGAAACAUCAAAUAUUAUACCACAAAAAGUAAAACCUUGGAAAAACAAAAUGCGGGUCUCAGACAAGAAGUACGGAAAGUAGAAAGUGAGAUGAAUAAAAAGAACUCAACUAUUUACCUUUUAAAGGAACAAAUGAAGACUCUUAAAGAAAAAUAUAUGGAACAUGAAGCUUUAAAAUGUAAAUUGUCACAGAAAGAAAAAGAAAUAGAAAAUUUAAAAAUUGUGAAAACAUUAUUACAUGGCUCUGUCAUAGAUGCAGAAGAAGCAGCUGAAAAAACUGAUCGUGAUACUCUAAUUGCUUAUGUGAAAGCUAUGAAAAGGGACAUGUCGACAAAUGCAAAACAAUGGGAAUUGUUAUAUAAACAUACUAAAAAAUGUCAUAGUUUACUGGCAGAAAUUGACUCAAAAAUCUUAAUAACAAAAACUACACGUGAUAAAGAAUAUAUAAAUAAUAUGACUGACACACUACAUGGCAUUUAUAAGAUGGAGAAGUUGAUAACAAGCAAUUUAAAAGCAUGUAAACAUUUCGGUAUACAAAAUUCGAUACCUAAUGGCCAAAAAAAGUUGUAUGAAAAUUCUCCCAUGGAUGUACAAGAAGUAAAGAUUGUUUCUAACAAAACAAAUGCAAAACAGGAAACCAGGACAAUGAUGGGCACAAUGGUGAAUAAUAGUGCAAACCAAGAGAAAUGCCCAAUUUCUAAAAAAAGAAUGAAACUGGUUUCGGCAGUAUUACACGUAUCGGCAGAUGACAAUAGUGAAAUGUGAGGUAAAUGUGAUUAUGGGAGCAUAUGCUAAAGAAUAUAUAAAGUACACAAUUUCUCUCCAGCUACAAAUCGAAAUGUUACUUUAGAGCGACUUACUGUAUCGAAAAUUGGAUUAUUGUCGAAUUCAAGUAAUUAUUUACGAUUAAUUUGAAAUCAUCCGUCCGUUGGUUUUAUGGCAACACAAAAUGUUUUCAAACGCUUUUGCACAAGAUAUUGAUUGGUUCAUUCCUACAAAUUUAAUGAUUAUCUCCACGAUAUAUAUAAUAAUGAUUAACGGACAUUUCUUUAAUUUUUGAGGUAUAAGUAUUAAUCAUAUUAAUUUCUCAUGUAUGAAUUAUAUCAAAUAUAUAUAUAAAUAUCAAAUUUUCGCGUAUUAAGGAUGAUACAAAAACUUCUUCUCUAUAUUAAUAACUAUUAAUAACUAUGCGUAAGCUAUAUUGUAAUAAAAUAACGUGUACGCAGAUAAUAUAUUAUUUUUCUAAUACAAAGUACAAAUAUUUUGCAACGGUAAAUGUAGAUAUCUUGCUGCGAUGUUUUAGAAAAGGAUAAAAGAUGUAUGGUGCUUUAGCUCUCUCAAAGUCGCUUUUAUGUAAUUUUCUGUUUCAAUGUGCUCGUAUACUUUUUUAUUAUUACAUGUGCCAAAAAUAGUACGGGUAUAUAAGAGGAAAAGCUAGAUAAAGUGUAACGUAAGAUAAUAAUGUAGAAUAAAAAAAAAUAGUUUCAAGGAGAUUAAGUGUAAUCAUUUCGAUGUGUAUCUAUAAAUUUUUAUUCAGUAUUCGUAUUCAUGUAGGCGCUACAUCGUUUCUCGUACGUGAAGAGAUGGACAAAAGAAAUUCUGAAAUUGUAAAUGUAUCAUAUGUACAUAGGAUAUUUCGGACAGGAUACGCUAGCGUUAAAUCUUACAAAAUGCAUUCGGUUCUCUUAUUAUUAACCCUCAUCCGGCUGACACUUAAGACUAGGUGUGAGAGAAA
Dinoponera quadriceps is the source of this 2128-nucleotide messenger RNA. RefSeq names its product E3 ubiquitin-protein ligase TRAIP-like. The record is from RefSeq and is a predicted model, not a curated record. Lineage: Eukaryota; Metazoa; Arthropoda; Insecta; Hymenoptera; Formicidae. The transcript is spliced from 6 exons. Gene Ontology annotation, molecular function: zinc ion binding. Bases 127 to 1158 code for a protein of 343 amino acids.